AUGCUAGUACUGAAAGAUUUAAUUAUUGAUUUGUUUCUUUAUUUUUCUUUUCAAGACACAGAUUCUCCUAUUAAAAUAUCUGAUGAUCAUGAUUAUCGUCAAGAUCUUGAUGAAAGAAAACGUCAAACACAAAUGAAUAAACGAUCAUCACGUUCUCGUUCACGUUCAAAAUCAACAAGUUCACGUACUUCAUCAAUAAAAGAAUCUAAAAGACGAUCUCCAUCAUCAUCAUCAUCAAGUCGUACAUCAUCAAUUAGUAAUCGUUAUCGACGACAACAAAGUGAAUAUAAUUAUGAACGUCAUCAUUCAUCAGAUAAAUCUUAUGAUUAUCAUCGACGAAAUAUUAAUAAUUCAACUUCAAUUCAUUCACAACCAGUACGUCAUCAAAGAUUUAAUUAUAAUCAUCAAUCAGUUGCUGAUCAUCCACGUUUUGCUAAUUUAAAUACAAGAUCUACUCCAAUAAAGAGUCUCAUGCAUGAUUCAUUUAAUAUAUCGAAUUAUUCACAAUCCAUAACAGAUUAUAGUGAUAGAUCAACUAUGACAAAUACAAAUCGAAAUUUCAAUUCUUUGUACUAUAAUGAUUUAUCUUCAAAUUAUCACAAUUAUUCAGAUGAUCAUAAUAACAAUCUUCCACCACCUCAACCGCUUAUGUCUACUACACCGGCAAUGAAUUUUUCUUAUUCAUUCGAUUCAAAACCAUCUCAUACAAUAGAACGUUUACAAAUGAUUCUUCAAAAUAGAACAAUAACAUCAUAUGAACAUGAACAAACAUCAAUAAGUGAUUAUUCUUCAUCGUCUUACGCAAUGAAUCCACCGCAAAAUAGUAAUAAAUCUUCUUGGUCUUCAUCGAGAUAA
Rotaria sp. Silwood2 is the source of this 855-nucleotide messenger RNA. NCBI's taxonomy places the organism in Eukaryota, Metazoa, Rotifera, Eurotatoria, Philodinida, Philodinidae. The record is from the annotation of a GenBank genome assembly.